AUGCCCGGCCCCGUGGACACCGCAAAGUCCAUUAACAAGAAGCGGAAGAGAAAGCAUGCCGCUCGCGCCGGAGCCGACGAUGAGGAGGCUCCCAAGCCCGUCGAGGCUCAGUCGAGCCCUGCAGUGAAAGCGAAGAAGGUCGCUUCCCCUGCCAAGCCUGCCACAGACAAAUCGACCAAGAAGCGCAAAGUGAGCCAUUCGCCAAGUGACGACGAGGAAAGCGCCGACGAGGCCGAUGAUGUCGAGGACAACGAGGAGCAGGAGGAUUCCAACGAUGACUAUAAGGACGAUGUGGAGGAUGUCAAUGGCAAGGGUGAAGAUCUCCCUGUCAUGGACCAAGUCCGCCUGCCGCAGACCGAGGGCGAGCUGCAAAAGUUCACCGAGUUGAACCUUUCCGAGAAGACUAUGAAGGGUAUUCAAGAUAUGGGUUUCGAGACAAUGACCGAGAUUCAACAGCGCACUAUCCCACCCCUGCUGGCUGGUCGUGAUGUUCUGGGUGCCGCAAAGACUGGUUCCGGCAAGACUCUGUCCUUCUUGAUCCCCGCGGUUGAGAUGCUCAGCGCCUUGCGCUUCAAGCCCCGAAACGGUACCGGUGUCCUCGUUGUCUCUCCUACUCGCGAGCUGGCUCUGCAGAUCUUCGGUGUCGCCCGUGAGUUGAUGGCGCACCACUCCCAAACCUACGGUAUCGUCAUUGGUGGUGCCAACCGUCGUGCCGAGGCCGAGAAGCUGGUCAAGGGUGUCAACCUGCUGAUCGCCACCCCCGGUCGAUUGCUCGAUCACCUCCAGAACACCCAGGGCUUCGUUUUCAAGAACCUGAAGACCCUGGUCAUUGACGAGGCGGACCGUAUUCUCGAAGUUGGUUUCGAGGACGAGAUGCGCCAGAUUGUGAAGAUCCUGCCCACCGAGGAGCGCCAGACUAUGCUGUUCUCUGCCACGCAAACUACCAAGGUCGAGGAUUUGGCCCGUAUAUCCCUGCGCCCCGGUCCCCUGUACAUCAACGUCGACCACCGAAAGGAGCACUCCACCGUGGAGGGUCUGGAGCAGGGCUACGUGCUCUGUGAAGCCGAUAAGCGUUUCCUGCUUCUGUUCUCGUUCCUCAAGCGCAACCUCAAGAAGAAGAUUAUUGUCUUCUUCUCCAGCUGCAACUGUGUCAAGUACCAUGCAGAGCUCCUCAACUACAUCGACCUGCCCGUGCUGGAGCUGCACGGCAAGCAAAAGCAGCAAAAACGUACCAACACUUUCUUCGAGUUCUGCAAUGCCAAGCAGGGUACCCUGAUCUGUACUGACGUUGCUGCUCGUGGUCUUGAUAUUCCCGCCGUCGACUGGAUCAUCCAGUUCGAUCCCCCAGAUGACCCGCGUGACUACAUCCACCGUGUCGGUCGUACCGCCCGUGGUGCCAACGGCAAGGGCCGCAGUCUGAUGUUCCUGCAGCCCUCUGAGGUUGGCUUCCUGAAGCACCUCAAGGAGGCUCGUGUGCCCGUUGUGGAGUUUGAGUUCCCGAGCUCCAAGAUUGUCAACGUUCAGUCUCAGCUGGAGAAGCUCAUCGGACAGAACUACUACCUCAAUAAGUCCGCCAAGGAAGGUUACCGCUCGUACCUCCAGGCCUAUGCCUCGCACUCCCUCCGUUCUGUCUUCGACGUGCAAAAGCUGGACCUUGUCAAGGUGGCCAAGGGCUUCGGUUUCUCUGCCCCACCCCGUAUUGACAUCUCCCUAGGUGCCAGCCUGAGCCGGGACAAGAAGCAAGAGCAGCAGGGCCGCCGGACGUACGGCAGCCAGCCCAAGGGGGGUAAAGGCUUGAAGUUCAAGCGGAAGCACGAUGACUAG
Penicillium cataractarum is the source of this 1824-nucleotide messenger RNA. It is a transcript of the gene has1, whose product is annotated as ATP-dependent RNA helicase HAS1. Gene Ontology annotation, biological process: maturation of LSU-rRNA from tricistronic rRNA transcript (SSU-rRNA, 5.8S rRNA, LSU-rRNA). The coding region runs from base 1 to 1824 and encodes 607 amino acids. Lineage: Eukaryota; Fungi; Ascomycota; Eurotiomycetes; Eurotiales; Aspergillaceae. The record is from RefSeq and is a predicted model, not a curated record. The transcript has 3 exons. Gene Ontology annotation, molecular function: nucleic acid binding; RNA helicase activity; ATP binding. Gene Ontology annotation, cellular component: nucleolus.